UCUAUCCACGCCCGGUGGAGGCGGCUUGAGUCCGUAUUAUAUUUAAAUUUACAAUAUUAGUUUAAUGUUCAUUACGGAAAAAUGGAUACCAGAGAGCUGACGGAAAUAUUACGCGCAACUAUUGACCCAAAUCAGAGGCAGCAAGCUGAAGAACAGCUCGCUCGGAUCCAUAAAAUAAUCGGAUUUGCACCAUCACUGCUUCAAGGUGUUAUGCUAAAUGAUGUUGCAUUACCAGUGCGACAGGCUGGAGUUGUGUAUUUGAAGAACCUGGUGACAUCCGGAUGGUUUGAAAAAGAACCAGAGGAAGGAGAACCUAUACCAUUUAGCAUUCAUGAACAGGACCGUGCAAUGGUUAGAGAUAUGAUGGUGGAUGCAAUUGUUCAAGCUCCUGAUAUCAUCAGAGUGCAACUUUGUGUUUGCCUCAAAACUAUGAUCAAACAUGACUUUCCAGCCCGUUGGCCUCAAAUUGUUGAUAAAAUCCACAUUUACUUGCAAAACCAUGAACCAAAUAGUUGGAUGGGGGCUCUCCUGUGCCUGUACCAGUUAAUCAAAUGUUACGAGUAUCAUACGAUAGAGAAAAAGGCCCCUCUUAUUGAAGCCAUGAACUUACUAUUGCCUAUGAUGUAUAAUCUCAUAGUGAAUCUCCAGGCUGAUCAAUCUGUUGAAUCUGUGCUUAUACAGAAACAGAUACUCAAAUGUUUUUAUGGAUUGAUAAAAUAUGCAUUGCCUCUGGGUUUAAUAACUAAGGAGGUAUUUACUAAGUGGAUGGAGGUCCUGAGAUCAGUCAUGGAACAGCCUGUACCAGAGCAUACAUUACUAGUUGAGGAGGAUGAACGCAUGGAAUUACCUUGGUGGAAGUGCAAGAAGUGGGCUGUUCAUACUUUGUACAGAUUGUUUGAAAGGUAUGGAAGUCCAGUCAAUGCUCGCGAGGAAUAUGUGCAGUUUUCAGAAUGGUAUCUGACAACCUUUACUGGCGGAAUUCUAGAGGUAUUGCUACAAAUCCUGGAUCAAUAUAGACAAAAAGUAUAUAUAUCGCCAAGAGUGCUGCAACAAACUUUAAGUUACAUAGACCAAUGUGUUAGCCAUGCACACUCUUGGAAAUUGUUAAAACCUCAUAUGUUUGCCAUCAUACAAGACGUGCUGUUUCCACUUAUGUCUUACUCAGAGGCUGAUGAAGAGCUAUGGUUUAGUGAUCCACAUGAGUACAUACGUAUCAAAUUUGACAUAUUUGAAGAUUUCGUCUCUCCCGUAACGGCGGCACAAUCACUCCUCUUGUCGUGCUGCAAAAAGCGCAAGGAUAUGCUAGAACGGACAAUGCAUCUUUGUAUGCAAGUGCUUACCAGUCAAGGCGGAGAAUAUGGGCCACGCCAAAAGGAUGGUGCUUUGCACAUGGUGGGAACUCUUAACGAUAUCCUCAUAAAGAAAAAGUUCUACAAGGAAGAAAUUGACUCCUUACUUAGUCAAUACGUUUUCCCCGAAUUUCAUAGUCAAUUUGGUUACAUGAGAGCUAGGGCUUGCUGGGUUCUUCACUGUUUUGCUGGUGUUAGAUUCAAGAGCGAACCACUUUUGAUUGAUGCUGUCAGACUCACUGUAAAUGCUCUGCUUAAUGAUGCAGAAUUACCUGUGAAAGUUGAAGCUGCGAUAGCACUUCAAAUGCUUUUGUCCUCUCAGGAGAAAGUACAUAAAUUGUUAGAACCACAAGUUAAAGCAGUAACAACUGAGUUGCUUCAUGUUGUUCGUGAAACAGAGAACGAUAAUAUUGCUAAUGUGCUACAAAAAAUUGUGCCGCUAUAUACUGAACAGUUGAUGCUGAUGGCAUAUGAGAUCAUGGAUCAUUUGGCGACAACUUUCAGUAAAGUUAUAGAAACUGAUUCUGGAACAGACGAGAAGGCAAUCACUGCUAUGGGUCUACUUAACACCAUGCAAACUGUGCUGACCGCCAUGGAGGAAAAUCCCGACAUAAUGUCACAGUUAGAAAAAACUGUGUUACGUGUUGUUGGGCAUAUUCUGCAUCACAAUAUUAUAGAGUAUUAUGAAGAAGCUAUGACGUUGCUAUGUAAUUUAACUGCAAAAACGAUAUCAGAAGACAUGUGGAAAGUCCUGGAGAUGUUGUACCAGGUGUUUGAAAAGGAAGGAUUUGACUACUUUACUGACAUGAUGCCUGUCCUUCACAAUUACAUAACUAUUGAUACUAAUGCCUUUCUGUCAAAUGAGAAUCAUAUACUAGCCAUGUUCAACAUGGUCAAAGCGGUUCUCAAUUCAGAUGCAGAAGACGAAUCUGAAGUCUACGCAGCGAAACUUCUCGAAGUAAUAGUUUUACAAUGCUCGGGUAAAAUAGACAACUGCUUACGUUCAUUUGUCGAGCUCGUACUUAGCAGGCUCACGAGGAAAGUCAAGACUUCGGAACUUAGAACAAUGCUACUACAGGUGCUGAUCGCUAUAAUGUACUGCAAUCCACACCUACUGUUUACAAUUCUCGAUAGUUUGCAGGAGUCUGUGCCUAAUGCGUCUAUAACGCAACACUUUCUUAAACAGUGGGUUCACGACAUUGACUGUUUUAUGGGGUUACACGAUAGGAAACUGUGCGUACUCGGCUUUUGCACUCUUCUCGAAAUGGGUCCACAGAGACCGAACCUCGACGAAAUUUUGCCGUCAUUUCUUCCAUCGUGCCUAGUACUUUUCGAUGGAUUAAAGCGUGCAUACGAAUCACGGGCGGAAGUCGACGAUGACACCUCUUCAGAAGAAGAAGACGGGGAUGACGACGAAGAGGUUCUCUCGAGUGACGAUGACGAUAUCGAACAAAUGAACAGCGAUUAUCUUGUAAACCUUGCGAGGAUGGCGACAAAAAACACUGCUCAACAAGGCAUAAAUAUGACGGCCAAAAUUGAAGAAUAUGACAGUGACGAUGAUGAAGACGAUUUCGAGCCAGACGAAACUGCGAUUGAGUGCUACACAACUCCUCUUGAUGAAAGUGACUGCACCAUUGACGAAUACAUCAAAUUCAAAAACAUAUUAACAACAUUGUCUACUAGCGAGCCUGCACUAUACCAUGCACUGACGUGUGUCUUAACAGAUCAACAGCAAAAGCAAUUGAAUACUAUAUUUGUUCUGGCCGACCAACGGAAGGCACAACAGGAUAGCAAACGCAUUGAACAAAGUGGAGGUUAUUCCUUUACAGUUCCAGCGCAAGUCCCUACCACAUUCAAAUUUGGUUCAUAAUUCCCUACCUUUUACAUUUAUGUGAAAACAUCUAAUUUCUAAUGCGUAAAAAGCACUUGUGUAUGUGUGAGAGCAACAUUGGUUUGAAUAUUGCAAAAUUUUCUUGUCUGACAAAAUUAAUUCUCCAUCAAUCAGACCAUAAAUAUUUUUUUUACUUUUUUACUACGACAAUGAAUACUGCAAAAAUAUUAGGGAAAAUAUCUAAACAGCAACCUAGCCUUCACUUUUAAUAGUUGGUUUAAAAUAUCGCACCUUAUAAAAAAAAACAAAACCGGCCAAUGUGAGUCAGACUCGCCCCUACACGGUUCUGUGUCUUGGCGGGACGUAUAAUUAUUUAUUAAACUUAAUUUAUUUGUACGUUGAAAUUUUUUGUACAGGUUUAUGAAUCGGUGUUUUUAAACGUACAUAAUAUACAUAAUUAGGAGUUUUACGUAAUGAACUAUGGUUAACUCUCGUUAAGAAAAUGGUUACUCAUCUUUGUAGACUGGCCUUCGUUGUUCAAUGGCAACUAGGUAUAGGUGUCUGCGCGUUUUUUUACCCAAAUUAAAUUUAAAAAUGAAUGAGAUCAAUAUUUCGCAGCGAAUGUAGAGUUCCAGUAUUUACAAUGUAUCUAUGGACUAAUGUUGUAUUUAAUCACAUUUUUUAAUAAUAUCCAUAAAAAUAAAGAUUAUAGUGCCCUACAAUUAAAAAUAUAAUAUUUUUAAUAAUUCUAAUAUAUUAUGUUUAACUUUCAUUUGAGAUAGUUUUUUGUCCAAUAAACUUAAUCUCUUGUAAUAUAUAAUUUUACUCCACUGUGAAUAUACUAUUUCCUUAUGACUAUUUUCUUAACGCGAAUGGACUAUAGUGUACUUUUGAGAUAGAUCACUGUUAAAAUAAUAGCAUAGAACUGGAAACUGACCGCCUUAAUUUCUUGGUAUAAAAGUAGAGUAGUUGUAGUUCGAAAAAAAAUACUUAAAAUGAGCGAUGCCUUAAUUGUUUCACUACAGUUCCUAAUAAAUCACUGCUGUUAAGUAGGAGCUGCGAAUAAAUUAAAAGCAUUGAUUGCUGGCCAU
Molecule: messenger RNA, 4271 nt
Organism: Pararge aegeria (speckled wood butterfly)
Lineage: Eukaryota; Metazoa; Arthropoda; Insecta; Lepidoptera; Nymphalidae
Gene: msk
Product: importin-7
Exons: 14
Coding region: 82-3219 (1045 amino acids)
Biological process (GO): protein import into nucleus
Cellular component (GO): nuclear envelope; cytosol
Molecular function (GO): small GTPase binding
Source: RefSeq, a predicted model, not a curated record